Molecule: messenger RNA, 1386 nt
Organism: Aspergillus tanneri
Lineage: Eukaryota; Fungi; Ascomycota; Eurotiomycetes; Eurotiales; Aspergillaceae
Product: FAD-dependent oxidoreductase
Exons: 2
Coding region: 1-1386 (461 amino acids)
Biological process (GO): secondary metabolite biosynthetic process
Molecular function (GO): FAD binding
Source: RefSeq, a predicted model, not a curated record
AUGGCAGACCAGAAUAAUGCUCAGAAUAGAAGCCAGAAUGGAGGCCAGAAUGGAGGCCAGAGCCACGGAGCGAGUAAUCAAGAAAGAAUGGAAAUAGCAAUCAUCGGCACCGGCAUCAUCGGCUGUAUUCUCUCCCUCGGUCUCCUCUCUCACUUCUCCGUAACCAUCUACGAACAAGCCCAAUCCCACCGUGAAAUUGGCGCUGGAAUCGCCUUCACAGCCAACGCCCGACAAUGCAUGGCUCGCAUCGACUCACGUCUCCCGGACUGCGUCGCCGCCGUUGCCACCAUCAACGGCGAUCCCGCCUGUCCCAAUGACUCGAUGCAGUUUGUGGACGGAUUCACGCAUCGUCCAGAUGACGACGUUGGAGAUGACCUCCAUGGUAGACGCGUUUUUACGCUCUCCGCUGGACCAAGGGGGUUUCAAGGCUGUCAUCGUGCUCAGUUCCUAGAGGAAGUCAUGAGGUUGAUUCCCCCUGGAGUUGUCCGGUUCUCGAAACGAUUGGUAUCUCUAUCUGAGCAAGAUGGUCGUAUCAAAUUGGACUUUGCAGAUGAGAGCGUGGAAUAUGCUGAUGCGGUAAUCGGCUGUGACGGCAUCAAAUCCCGUGUUCGCCAACUCCUCCACCCUCACGCACACCCACAAUAUACACAUAAAAUCGCCUACCGUGGACUGAUCCCCAUGGAAGACGCAAUUUCCACACUUGGUCUGGAUCGCGCCCGCACGCAAUGUAUGUACGGCGGUCCUGGUGCACAUCUAUUACAUUUCCCCGUGGCGCAACAACGUUUAAUGAACGUGGUGGCUUUCGCCGGGGACGCGAACGACUGGCCCAAAGACCUGCCCAUGGCUCAGCCAGCUACCCGGGACGAGGCGGCUCGUGUCUUUGAGAACUGGGGCCCCACUGUGCGUGCGGUAAUUCGCCUCUUGCCGGACGAGAUGGAUAAAUGGGCGGUUUUUGAUAGUUUGGAUUCCCCCCCUGCGUCGUAUGCGGCUGGUUGUGUGGCUAUCGCGGGUGAUGCGGCGCAUGCGUCCUCGCCACAUCAUGGGGCUGGGGCCGGGAUUGGGAUUGAGGAUGCGUUGGCGUUGUCGACUGUUCUUGGCUGGGUGAGUGAGGUUAGGACGUGGGAGAGGAAGCGGGCGCUGCAGGCUGCGUUCCAGGCGUAUUCGACGGUGCGGCGUGAACGUGCUAUGUGGUUGGUGCGCAGUAGUCGUGAGGUCUGUGAUAUCUACGAGUGGAAUCAUCCCGACUACGGUUCCGAUAUGGAGAGAAGUCAUGAGGAUGUCAGGGCUAGGUCGCAUCGUAUUUGGUAUUUUGAUAUUGAUGGGAUGCUGCGUGACCUGCGUGACGAGUAUCGUCGAUUGAUCGAAGCAGAUGUUAGUUUAGCAUAA